AUGCGACGUCGUGCAGGAAUUGGUGCGAUUCAAAAACAAAAACUUGAACAAGAAAAGUAUCGUGACAAGGGUACUGAGCUUCAGGAAAAUCAAUUCGAGCAAAUGGCUAAACAGCUGGAAGUGUUCAGAACAAAUCUAGAAGAAUUUGCCACAAAACAUAAGAAGGAGAUAAAAAAAAAUGCCCAGUUUCGUAGACAGUUUCAGGAAAUGUGUGCUUCAAUUGGCGUGGAUCCUCUUGCAUCAGGAAAAGGAUUUUGGUCUGUUCUAGGAAUUGGCGACUUUUACUAUGAAUUGAGCGUGCAAAUAGUGGAAGUAUGCCUAGCUACUAGUUAUAAGAAUGGUGGUUUAAUAAGUUUGGAUGAAUUAAGACAACGGCUGAUACAAGCCAGAGGUAAAAGUAAACAGCACCAGGAUAUUACCAAUGAUGAUCUUCUCAAUGCUUCUCGGAAAUUGAGAAUAUUUGGGAAUGGUUUUUCAGUUUAUCCAAUAGGAAAAGGGCAGUAUGUGGUGCAGUCUAUACCAGGAGAACUUACUAUGGAUCAUACAGCAGUUUUAACACAGGCAGCAAAUAGUGGUAAAGCUCAUGUUUCUGUUUCUAUGUUGGAACGAGAACUUAAAUGGGAGACAGGAAGAGCUGAAAAAGCUUUAAAUCAUAUGGUGAAAGAAGGACUAGCUUGGCUUGACUCACAAGAUCCCCAGGAAAAAUUGUAUUGGUUUCCCUGUUGUUUUGCUGCUUGUAUAAAUGCUUCAUAG
Molecule: messenger RNA, 753 nt
Organism: Gryllus bimaculatus (two-spotted cricket)
Lineage: Eukaryota; Metazoa; Arthropoda; Insecta; Orthoptera; Gryllidae
Source: the annotation of a GenBank genome assembly